Molecule: messenger RNA, 3218 nt
Organism: Ooceraea biroi (clonal raider ant)
Lineage: Eukaryota; Metazoa; Arthropoda; Insecta; Hymenoptera; Formicidae
Product: NCK-interacting protein with SH3 domain
Biological process (GO): endocytosis
Molecular function (GO): Arp2/3 complex binding; protein binding
Source: RefSeq, a predicted model, not a curated record
UGUGGACUGUGGCGGUGCGCCGCUUGCCGCAUCGAUAUACACCACCACAUACACACGCACACAGAGAGAAUCGGGGGAGAAAAAAAGCGGUUGACGGAAAGCAGGCAAGUAGGCGGAAAAUGAGACGUCCGAACGCAAAUGAAAGUAAGUAGGUGGUUCUCCUGCGCCGUUCCGGUUCUCACCUGGGCGUUGCCCCGUGAUAUUAUUACGUUUCACUUUCGUUUUCGUUGGACAUGGACGACAGCAGUACGAGGUUAGCUGCGGACGGCCACGAGAUGGUCAAGGCGCUGUACGACUUCAAGGCUACAUUCGCCAAGACCCUCAGCUUCCGGGAGGGUGAGCAUUUUAUCUUACUGCAGCGUAACAUCAAGCAGAAGAACUGGUGGCAAGUCGUGAACAAGGACGGACGUCUGGGAUACAUACCAUCCAAUUAUGUCACGUCCGUGAAGGUGCAAGCUCAGUUCAUGAUCGAUUUCUUGGACGAUUGCAUAAGAAUUUUGCAGACCGAGGAUAGUAAGCAGGGUGAUUCAUUGCACGUCGACAAGCAGGACAUCCUGGCAAAACUCAUUGAGAAGAAGAAGCAAGUCGAACAAAGUAGAAAAUUUAAGAGACAAGCGCCUAAGCCACCCGAGUUAGAUAGUAACAUCUCCAAAGAGACACAUCCCGCGAUUAUCGGUGACAAUACUGAAACGGAUGUCAGAUCUGUAGCAAGCAACUCUUUCGCAACGGCACAAACCAUUCCUCGUACUGGUGCAAGCGCAGAUACUAUCGAGGCACUCGCGCAGUACCAACAACCGAUUGGAAGCGAGCAGCAUGUACCGUCGCUCCCUCGUCAAUCGUCUUCGGAUACUGUGCAGAAGGCCCAGGCGCCGAUCGUGGAAGUACGUAAAAGUUCCUCGCAAGGUAGCAUACGGAAUAAUAUAUCCAGCGGUUCCCAAGUUAAACUCAGCUCGCCGGCGAAGAGUAACUCACCAGCUAAGAGCAACUCGCCGGCAAAAAUGGGCUCGUUACAAGCCAUCAACUCGCGAAGCGCUUACCAACUGCUCGAUCAAGUACGCAAACAUACUCAACUCAGUCACGAAAUGUCAAAGGUGGCAGUCACUGUCGUAGUAUCCGGCCUGCAGCAGUUGCUGCCGGAAACUGUAAGUCACUAUUUCGAUGCCUUGCUGCAUCAGCUGCAAACGCCAUUGACCGUGUCGAAAAUGAGUAUAGAAGAAACUUACGACGCUAAUAGGUUGAAAGUAAUUUUUACUGAACUAACUUCGUGCAAGGAGGAUUCGCAGCAAAGAAGUUGGAUGCUUUACGAGGAUGAGUCUAUCAUCGUCGAGUACAUCAAAGAAUUGACUGAGAUACUGACCAACGCCGACGCAAAUGUAUCAAGAUACGUCUUGAGGCAAGAUCGCUACAAUGGAGUAACAAUAUUGAUACAAUAUUAUCAGAUGGAAACGAGAUGGACUAUCAGACAAUUGUUGUUGCAAUCGUUCGGUGUUAUGUGCAGUUUAGACCCAGUGGUGCUAACUAUAAUGCUGAAUAGCAUUUUACCAAUGGAAUUGGCAAGGGAUAUGAGGAGCAAUCCUAGAAAUGUAUUAAGAUUAAAUUAUUCUUCUUUGUUACUGACAAUGAUCUUUUCGAUGGGUGAACCCAUGCCAGUUACACAUUUGGAACAACUUGGUUCCGACUUUAUAUCGUUCCUUCUGGACUUAAUAGAAACACCACCCGACACAGAUUUAGAGGAUCAAAUUCCUGACUUGUUCGUAAAUUUAAUAUUAUCCUACAAUCUGCAAUUUACCACUUCCGAAAAUAUAGUUCUAAAUGCCUUACGUGAGCGGACCGUGGCCAAGACUUUCACUGAAAAGAUUUUAUUCCUUUUUAACAGAGAAGAGGAUCCGGUACGGAUAUUUGAUCACGAGCCGCAACCGCCGCACUCUGUGUUGAAACUGUUUAUUGAUUUAUUCAGUAACGAUGCGAUCGCGAGUCUCUUUUACACCAACGACGUAAAAGUUCUCAUUGAUAUUAUACUACGGCAACUCUUCGACAUGUUUCCGGGUGAUAAGCGCAGACAAUAUUUAGAACUCUGUCGCAGAGUUUUGCGCACAUCGAGCUACAACGAGCAUCAUCAUCGAUCCGAGGAUCUGUUAAAGUGUUUCACGAGGAUAUUUUGCGAAGAAACAACAGAGAGCCAGGAGGACCAACAAGUAGUACGUGAGAUUAGCAACGAAUUUCCGCAUUUGUUCAAGAUGUGACAUUUAAUUUCGUCCUCUAAUCUAGAUUUGGAGGAAGAUGACUUGCAAACGCUCGUUUAAGAUUUAUGAGCUUAUCAAAGGUAAAGACGAAUCAAACAUUCACACGUGACAAACUUUGUUGAUGUUUACAUGGCUUGUUAUUUAUCUACAUCUGAUUUAGUAGGGAUAGGGUAAAACGCACACAUCUAAUGAAAUAUCUCGGUGAUAUAUUUUAUACUGCCAUAAAUAUCUUCAUUUGAUUGGUGCUACCGAAACAUCACUCACUCGACAUGAGUGAAAUUGUUAUUGUUUAGUAUGAGAAACAUAUGAAAUUAUAAUUAUUAUAUACGCAUAAAGUGAAAUAAUGGAGAAAGCAGUUUUAUUAUAUUAUGAGGACCAUUAAUAUAUAAAAAAAGCAUUCCUGAUACUAUAUAGCUAAAUUGUAUCUCUCUUAUACAGUUAAUUAAUUAACUUUAAUAGAUAAUUAACUUGAAAUAAUUUAUAUAUAAAGAUUAUAUUGAAAGAUAAAAUUUAAUAUAAACGUAUAGAGCUGAUAUCCAUUCCUGUGUGUAUUGUUAAAAAAAAACGGAGAAAUUAUAAUUGAAAAACUAUAAUAUCUCUCUAUAAAGUAUAUAGUCUAGUCCAUAUCUGUGUACGUCAGAAUAAAUACUCUAAGUCAUAGAAAAUAAAUUCUAGCUUGUACGUUACUUUUUCCAGAGAGAUUUAUAUAUUUCGUCUAAAUACUCUAUUGUUAUUUUACUAAUGUCUCAUUCAUAAAAUGAAAUCCUAAAUAAACAUUCUUACAAACUUGCUUACGUGCCACUACAAUCAGCAAAUUUGUUAGUCUAUGAUUAGUAACUAGUAUAUUUUUUGAGGCAUGUUAGAUAUUCUGCGUUACGUUUGCAACUAUUAACAUGUCAAUUACGAAAGAAUCUCGAAUUAAUUGUGAUUAUAAAUGAAUGUUAAAUAAAUAAAUAGUUUAGCUCGUAUGUAAAA